UCGUUCCCCCUGCUGUGAGCAGCAGGGACGAUAGACAGACAGAGCUUGCACGCAGAGUGACAACAGACUCGCUAGCCAUGGCCGCACAGGUCGCGCUGGUGCUGGCGCUGCUUGUCGCCGGCGCCCGGGCCGGAGGCCUCGCCGUCGGCGGGGACGCCGCCGUGUCGGCGAGCCACGCCAACCAGGUCGGCGGCCACCUGAUCCUGGCGGAGCCGCGGCCGGCCGGCGACCCCCGCUGCCCGCGCCCCUGCACCUGCUCCGGCCCCGCCGUGGACUGCUCCCGCCGCGGGCUGGCGCACGUCCCCACCAACCUGCCCACCAACAUCGAGCGCCUGGAUUUACAAGGGAACAACAUCACUAUACUCUACGAGACUGACUUCGAGGACCUGCGGCAUCUACGCAUUCUGCACCUCAUGGACAAUCAGAUCCACACGGUGGAGCGCGGUGCGCUCUCCGACCUCCUCGCGCUGGAGAGGCUGAGGAUCAACAACAACCAGAUCAGGCAGCUGCCCGACAACCUGUUCACCAGCAACACCAAGCUGCACCGACUGGACCUGAGCAACAACGAGCUGAAGGGCAUCGGCAAAAACUCGCUCCGAGGCCUGGGGUCGCUUCGCACCUUGUUACUGGACAACAACCAGCUGUCAUGUGUGGACGAAGGCGCCUUCGACGGGUUGCGCGAGCUCGACGUGCUGACGCUGAACAACAACAACCUGACGUGGCUGCGCUCCGAGACGUUCGCCGGGCUGACGCGGCUGCGCGCGCUGCGCCUGUCGGAGAACGCCCUUCGCUGCGACUGCCACCUGGCCUGGCUGGCGCGCUGGCUGCGCCGCUCGCCCCGCCUCGCCCUCUACACCCGCUGCGCCUCGCCCGCCCACCUCCAGGACCUCAGCGUCGCCGACCUCCACGACAACGAGUUUGCAUGCGCGGGCUCGUCGCCGGCGCCGCCCAUGGAGUGUGCGGGCGAGCCGCGAUGCCCGGCGCCCUGCCGCUGCCAGGACACGGUCGUGGACUGCCGGGAGAAGGGGCUGACGGCCGUGCCCGAGCACCUCCCGGAGGGCACCACCGAGCUGCGCUUGGAGCAGAACAAGAUCACUGAGAUUCAUACAAAGGCAUUCACCCCGUACAAGCGGCUGCAGCGCAUUGACUUAAGCAACAACCAGAUCGGCAAGAUGGCCCCAGACGCCUUCCAGGGACUCAAGGCGCUGACUUCUCUGGUUUUGUACGGUAAUAAAAUUGCGGACCUUCCAAAGGGCAUCUUCCACGGACUCGCAAAUCUUGCGUUGCUGCUUUUGAACGCUAACGAAAUCUCCUGCGUCCGCAAGGACACUUUCCGUGACUUGCACAGUCUCAACCUACUGUCGCUGUACGACAACAACAUCCAGUCCAUCGCCAACGGAACCUUCGACCCCAUGAAGAGCAUCCAGACGCUGCACCUGGCGCGCAACCCGUUCAUCUGCGACUGCAACCUGCGCUGGCUGGCAGACUACCUGCACCGCCACCCGGUGGAGACCUCGGACGCCAAGUGCGACUCGCCCAAGCGCAUGCAGCGCCGCCGGCUAGCCGCCCUCAAGGACGACCAGCUGCAGUGCACGGGCGUGGACGAGUACCGCACGAGGCUGGCCGGCGAGUGCGUGGCCGACUCGGCCUGCCCCGCGGACUGCACGUGCGAUGGCCCCGUCGUGGACUGCUCCGGGCGCGGCCUCAAGGACAUCCCCAAGGACAUCCCCGCCUACACAUCCGAGCUGCUGCUGCAGGGCAACGAGCUCGGGCGCGUCAAGGCUGACGGCAUCCUGGCCUCGCUCCCCAACCUGGUCAAGCUGGACCUGUCCAACAACCACAUCACGGGCAUCGAGCAGCAGGCCUUCCAGGGCAACCCCAUGCUGCAGCAUCUGUACCUGUCGGGCAACAGGAUGCGCGAGAUCCACAACAAGAUGUUCGUCGGCCUGUCCAAUCUCAAAGUGCUACAGCUGAGUGACAACCAGGUGACGUGCGUGAUGCAGGCCUCCUUCGACAUGCUCACGAGCCUCAAGUCCCUGGACCUGACGCGCAACCCCAUGGCCUGCAACUGCCACCUGGGCUGGCUGGCCGGCUGGCUGUCCUCGCGGGGGCUGUCGGCGGGCUCCCCGACGUGCGCGUCGCCGCCGCGCCUCCGCGACGCCCCGGUCUACGAGAUCCCCCGACACGAGUUCAAGUGCCUGAGCGACAGCGACGAACAGGGCUGCCUCGGCGAGGACUACUGCCCCCCGGAGUGCACCUGCACCGGCACCGUGGUCCGCUGCUCGCGGGCGGGGCUCGCCGACAUCCCCCGCGGCAUCCCCGCCGACACCACCGAGCUCUACCUCGACGUCAACAACAUCACGGCCGUCAGGCCGGAGAGGCUGCACCACCUGCAGUCCCUCAACCGACUGGACCUCAGCAACAACAAGAUUAGCAUUCUCUCCAACUUCACAUUCGUCAACCUGACGCAGCUGUCGACGCUCAUAAUCAGCUACAACAAGCUGCAGUGCAUCGAGCGCGACUCUCUCGCCGGACUCAAGUCGCUGCGAGUCAUGUCGCUGCACGGAAACGACAUCUCCAUGAUCGCCGACGGUACCUUCACCGACCUGCACGCCAUAACUCACCUGGCGCUGGGCUCCAACCAGCUCUACUGCGACUGCAACCUGCGCUGGCUCGCCUCCUGGGUCAAGAGGGACUUCGUGGAGCCGGGCAUCGCGUCGUGCACGGCCCCGGACACCAUGAAGGACAAGCUGCUGCUCACCACGCCCGCCUCCGCCUUCCAGUGCGACGGAUGUGAGUACAGAGAUGACGACUUUACAACUCGGAUGCCCCAAAAAAAGGGGGGGUGGACCGGGGCCGCCGCCUGCCAAGCGCAGGGUAGGCAAACCCGCUGCGCUCGCCUGCCGCCCGGCUGCCUGCUCCAGGGCGCCCCGAGCCCUUGGCGAGACCGACCCACCCUGAUUCUGACCUUUGCGUCCUCAAUGUUGUAAAUAUGUACCUUUCUUUCGUUCUUUCAACAAGUCUUAGUGUGUGAACACCCGGGCCCUGCAUUCUCCUUGAAUUGGGAAAGAAAUUGUUACAAACCUAUUUGU
Molecule: messenger RNA, 3092 nt
Organism: Frankliniella occidentalis (western flower thrips)
Lineage: Eukaryota; Metazoa; Arthropoda; Insecta; Thysanoptera; Thripidae
Gene: sli
Product: protein slit
Exons: 23
Coding region: 78-2990 (970 amino acids)
Cellular component (GO): plasma membrane
Molecular function (GO): protein binding
Source: RefSeq, a predicted model, not a curated record